Molecule: messenger RNA, 2038 nt
Organism: Drosophila ananassae
Lineage: Eukaryota; Metazoa; Arthropoda; Insecta; Diptera; Drosophilidae
Product: extensin-2
Exons: 3
Coding region: 159-1985 (608 amino acids)
Biological process (GO): actin filament polymerization
Cellular component (GO): actin filament; cytoplasm
Molecular function (GO): actin binding; microtubule binding
Source: RefSeq, a predicted model, not a curated record
UCGCCGUUCCGUUCUCCGUUGUAUUCAAGAAUUUCGCGCGACACGGUACGGAGGCGCUUUUUCCCGGGCUUCGGCGAAUAUGACGCAAGUGUAGCACCAAAAAGGAUAUUUAGUGAUAGUGAAAAAUAAAGGAUAUACAGAUUUAGAAAUCAGUUUAAAUGAUGCGAUUAAAGGGCCCUUGCUGGGCGCUUGUGGUGUGUCUCGAACUAUUCCUCGGCACCGUCCAAAUCAAUGCCUAUUCCCAAGUGUUGGUCAGCGGCAGCAGCGCUAACACGGAUCAGGGACCCCGGAUAUUUAAGGCCUUAAAUACGGAUUUGAUAUUCCCCAGAACUUUUAACUCCAGCGAAAAUGUGGUGUCCACCACUGAAGUUCCGACGACGGCUUCCUCUACGACCUCUCUCCCACCCAUUCCUUACAACCACCAACCUGAGCCAGCUAUUAGCACCACAGAUGCACCUGUUUUUGUGACUCCUCUGGCUGAGGUGGACAAGCCUAGUGAUCCGGCUCCUGAGCCAAUCGUUGAGGGGGCCUCCACAGGACGAGCUGUGGAUUACCGCACAGCAUAUCCGUUUGGACAACUGAUUACGCCAUUACUGCGGGCAGGAAAACCCCAGCCGUACAACAAACGACCCUCACAAACACGUAUUUAUCCACAAGGUAGUCCAUCCUACUACUCGUCCUCAUCAUCACGAAAUCCAUCUCGCAAAACGGCAUUAAGACCCAGCUACAAUAAAGGAUUCAGUGAUCGCUUCACUCCCGGAGAAGCAACAGCCUCCAAUGUGUUCAAAAACCAACACUCCCAUGCCCAUGACCACUCCCACGAUCAUUCCCACGGACAGGAUGGCAAGGUGGCUUCUGGAUCGAGUUCUGUAAACACCUAUGUCCCGCCCUCGGAUGCCUAUUCGUUCCCGCCCCUCAAUACCAGAUAUCCUUCGCCAUCACAGGACCCGAAGGCAGCAUUGCCUUCCGACACUGUGACUAGUUAUGUGGCUCCCGCAUCUGGUGGAUUAAACAGCAUUGGCUACAUGUAUACAGGACCUCCUAUGCCCACAGAUGGGGGUUACAAGUAUCCAGGACCCGUCUCUGUUUCAAACGGAGACAAGGAUACGGCUGCUAGUUCACAGAGUCAAUCUUCGCCACCCGAUGAGGAUCUGGGAAAUGAUGAUACAAUAGGCGUCUUACCAGCCAGCGCAAUGGACAAUUUGCCAUCGAAGGAUCAGGAAGGCAAGGAUGCUGGAGGAGGUGACGCCGCUGCAGAUGAUAUGGGCGAUAUGGGUCCACCAGCCGGUGGUGAUUCGGAUGGUGGAGGAGACGAUUCUUCCCUUCCAGCCUUGCAUAACGAUGGCUCCCAUGGAGAAGAUGAUCACAAAUACGAUCCAAAUAUGGAAUAUGCAACACCUCCACCCGGUUGGCUAGAAUCCCAUCCAGAGUCUGCGGCUCCCAAGCCAGAGGAUCACGAUCACAGUCACGAUCAUGAUCAUGACCACAUUCCAGACCAUGACCUCGUUCACGAUCACCACCACGAUCAUUAUCCGGGUCACUAUGGAUACCAGCCCUCCUAUCCAGAUGACACCUAUCCAGAUGUGUAUUAUGAUGACCAUCCACAUCAUCACCACCAUGUACACCACCCUCCACCUCCUCCACCCCCUCCUCCACCACCACCACCUCCACCACCGCCCACUGAGCCGCCUCCACCGCCACCGCCUCCGCCAGAGCCACGUGUGAAGAAAUACAGUUAUUUCUACAUCGGUCGCAAGCUCUGGUACAUUCCUCUAUACUUCACCGUGUGGUUCAGCUUCUACAUCCUGUGGCUUAUCAUUAAGUCCAUUGGCCGACAUAAGGUCAACCUUCCCAAUCACUACGUCUCGCGGCGAAGUGCUCCAGAUCCGUUUACCACAGAUCAGGGUAGGGAUGAGUACAUUAAUGAUAUGACGGUGAGGGUGCUGGAGCACAUCGAUAGCUUUAAGCAGAAAUACUUGAACUGAUAAGGGACGCUACUAAAACUCAAAUAAAACUCUAAAAUACAAUAUUAAAUUAA